GACACUCAAAUCUCCAAACUUGCAGCAGACUCUAAGCUCUACUGUACACAGUCUGGAUUCACAUAUAGUUUCCUCAUCAGCAUCAGGAUGUGGAUUAUUCUGUUGGGUCUCGCCUCUGCAUUACUGGCCUCCUCGAGAUCAGAAGAUACCACAGUUGUACGCUCAAGGAGCUGCAGCUUUGCUGGAGUGUUUCACGUGGAGGGGAGAGAACGCUAUAGUCUGACGUUUGAGGAGGCCAGGAGGUUGUGUGAGCAUUUAGCCUCUUCAUUAGCCAGUCUGGAGCAGGUGAAAAAAGCCCACAAUAAAGGACUUCAGACAUGCAGGUAUGGAUGGAUAAACGGCUCAGAGGUGGUGAUACUCCGUCACAUCCAAAAUAAAAACUGUGCUGGCAACCAAACCGGCAUCAUCAAAAUAACUCAAAACAGUGAAAAAUAUGAUGCCAUCUGUUAUGAUGCUGAAGAUACGUCAGAGAAGAACUGCACAGCUAUGAUUGACCCUGACAGUUUAAACAAAACAGAUGGCGACUCUGUCUCAGCAUUUACAGAAGUCACAACACACCAUACAAAUGCUGGAGGGGAUGAGUCUGAAAAUUCAGCAUCUGAAGACACAUUUGUGUCCGAGUCCUCAACUCCAGUUGACUGGAUGCAGAGAAGCCCCACACAGAGCCCAGUGGAACAGAAGCGCACUGAUCAAACAGAUGAUCAGAUAAACCCUGAUACACGUGGUACAGAGCUCACAACUUCCUCAGGACUGAGUAAAACAGCAUCUAUCAGUCAAACAACAUCAAAUAAAGCAGACUGGCUCAUCCUUUUGCUCACCAUCAUUUUGGCAGUUCUUCUCAUUCUGUUUGUCUGUGUUAUUGUAGCAAACAGAAAAAGAUGGUGUGGCAAGAAACAGACACUGAUUAUUACAAAAGAGAGCAGCAGAGAAGGAAAUGGUGCAGCAGCUUCAUUCACAAAGGAGCAGGAGACUGUCAAACUCGUGAAUACUGAAUCUGAGAUCUAAUGUAACAGAUCAGUGUGGAUAAGUGAAUGGAGGAAACCCAGAGGAAUGAGAACACCAGCAGUUUUUCACUAACACCUUACAAUAAGGAUGCACUAAUAUGCCUUCAUUCAUGCUGAACUAAUGCACAGAUAGUCUUGAGAUAAUGUAUGAUUUGUAAAGAACUAAGCCACUCAUUACUUACAUCAGCAUCUGAUAAAAUGUUUGAUCAAUAGACCCAGUUUCACUGACAGAUCUUAGACUAAACCAGGAUUAGGCCAUAGUUCAAUUAGGACAUUUAAGUCAUUUUAUUAUUGUGUUCACCACAGUGAGUCAAAGCGUGUACGUAUUCCAACUUCCAGCUGUCUGGUUUAAAAAAAAAAAAAAAGCAUUAGCUAAGUAUUUGCAAAGAUAACAUUGUUAUGACUUGUAGAGGCACCUGACUCUUAA
Molecule: messenger RNA, 1431 nt
Organism: Carassius carassius (crucian carp)
Lineage: Eukaryota; Metazoa; Chordata; Actinopteri; Cypriniformes; Cyprinidae
Product: CD44 antigen-like
Exons: 7
Coding region: 88-1005 (305 amino acids)
Biological process (GO): inflammatory response; cell adhesion; positive regulation of ERK1 and ERK2 cascade
Cellular component (GO): macrophage migration inhibitory factor receptor complex; basolateral plasma membrane; plasma membrane
Molecular function (GO): cytokine receptor activity; hyaluronic acid binding
Source: RefSeq, a predicted model, not a curated record